AUGGCCGAGGGGAGCGGGGCGCUGAGGCGGGCCACGGAGGCGCUGGAGCUGCUGCUGGGCAGAACCGGAGCCGCGGGAACAGCUUCUGGCUCCCUGCAGGCUACCCAGAGUGCCGCACUGCUGGAAUCCCUGAGCUCCCGUCUGGCUGCUUUGGAGGAGAAGUUCAGCCAGGACCCUCACUGGGGUGAGCUGCGCAGACUGAGAGCGGAGAUCGGCAAGGAUGUGGGGUGGGCUGCCCCUUGCCCGGAUCCACCCUGGAGUUUCACUGCCCAAGUCUUGCUCCUACUGCUGUGUCUGAAGCGCUGCAUGACUCUCUUAGCGGCUGGCUACUGCCCACCUCCGCCAGGCUCCAAGGUGGCUGAAGCGGCCCCCCCGCUGAGCCCCGACACCCUCAGCAUCUCUCAGGAGAAAACUGUGCGGGCAGCACUGCAGCUGGUGGCCACCCUGGGCCUUUGCCCGUAUCUUUUGCCAGGUGUUGGGCUUCCCUUGAGACACAGGACAGAGUUCAGCACGCUGGUUCAACAUGUGGUCUCACCGGGCAGCACUUCUGGUGCCACACGCAGGCUACAUGCCACUUGCACCGCCCUGCUAGAGAUCGCACAGCACCCGUCUCUGGGCAGCAUCCUUCUCACACGCCAUCUUGGUGAUCUCCUGGCGGGGCUGUGCCAGCUGGCCUUCGGUCCUACCAAGAGAAAGGGCGACCAAGCAAAGCUGCAGGAGGACUGGACGGGCCUGACAGAAGAGGAGCGAACCUGCUGCAGAGAGGCGUUGCGGGGCCUUUUGGACCGGGUUUACCAGCCCCUGGUGGUUCGAGAGCUGCUGAUUCUUCAAGGAGGAUCCAAACAGGCCUCUUAUUCCAGUGGGCGUGAGGGUGAGCAUCGCCUGGCUCCGGCUCCAGCCUGGCUCCGACGUCUCUGCGGGCAGCUGCUCUCCGAGAGGCUGAUAAGGCCUGGGGGGGUUCAGGCUGUGAUCCGUGGCAUCCUGGAGGGAGCAGGAGCUGGGGCAGUGGGGGGCAGAGAUGCCGAAGCAGCGGCAGCUGACUGGCGGAAGUGUGACUCAGUCGCCAGGAUCCUGUCUUCUUGUCCUCAGCAGUCCCUGUCUUUGGAAGAUUACUACCGGCAAGUGUGUCCCCAGAUUCUGCAGCUGCUUCUCAUUCAGGAUCAGCUCAUCGCACGGCAGUUCCAGAGAGUUGCUGUCACAACGGCGCUCACCAUGGCCAGAGAACACCCGCAGCAGGCCGAGAAGUAUCUGCUGACCCCUCUGCUGGAACCGCUCCUGCGCUGCUUGGAAGGGGCAGAGCUGCCUCUGGAAGACCUACCAGCAGGGGCUGUGCUGGUGAAGGAGGAAGAGCUCACCGGGUGUGUGGAAAACGUCUUUAAGGUGUAUCUUGCUGAUCACGAGCCUUCGGCCAUGUUGCUGGGCUCCUUGCAGCCAGCACUAGGAGCCAUCUUCUCCCUCUGCUGCUUCACCAAGCAAAAUGUGUCUUUCUUACGCGCCCCGUGCCAGGAGAUCCUGCGGUGGUUCUUGGAGAAGCACAAGCGAGAGGCAGCGCUGUCCUUUCUGGAAGGCCUGGCGAGGCUGGGAGGGGGCAUCCGCUUUCUCCACCCGCUUUGCCAGUUUCGAGCCGCCAGCGAAGGGGGUGCUGUGAUCGCCGUCAGAGAGGCUGUCGGGGAUGAUGAGGAAGAAGAGCUCUAUCAGAAGGUUUCCUCGGAACAGUGGCAGCUGGAACAGCUGGUGGACUUGUUGUCUCUCUGCCAAGGCAGCGGCCUGGCUGGGGACCUCUUCCUCCAUUGCUUGAAGGAGUUGACGCAUGUGGCAGGGCAAGGGGGUCCCAAGAUGGAGUCUGUCUUGCCCUCUGACAAGAGUUCUCUGAACCUGGAGCAGUGCUGCAACCCUUCCCUCGAACCCCAAGAGAGAGAGCUGUGCGUGCUGCGCUUGGUGGCCAUGUUGUGUGAGACCAUCUCAGAUGCGCUGUUCACGGACAUUUCACAGGUUGUGGAGUUUGUUGCAGCAACCCUGCAGCGGGCCUGUGUGAGCGGAGGCGUGGUGGAGGCCCAGACGCUGAGCAUGGCCAUGGGACUAGUGGCUGCCAUCCUUGGAGGGGCUGUGCAGUUGAAAUCGGCUGACUUUGCGGCCUUGAAGCAGCUGGUGCCUCUGCUGGAGGAGGUCUCCCGUGUGCACCCGGAGCCCGUCAUCCAGGAACUGGCCGCCGACCUGCGCAUUACCAUCUGCACCCAUGGAGCCUUUUCCCCUGAGAGUGUCUGCUUGGCGGCUCGGAGCUCUCUGGGCAAGAGAGAGGCGAGGGAGGCAGCAGCUGAUGUGGGCCCUGCAGAGAGACCCCAAGGCAAGGCGCCGGAGCCCACCGGGACUCUGUCCCAGACGCACCCAGAGGAGCGCAACGCAGCCACUGGCCCUGCUGCCACAGCUUCUGGAAAGCUGGACAGUCUCCCAGGCGCCCAGGCCCUGCGGGAGCUCCUCUUGGCAGUUUAUGACUCGGACAUUCCAUCACGAGCCGCUGCCUUGCGCAGCCUUUCUCACUUGAUCGAGCAGAGGGACCCCGAGGUGCUGAAGAUCCGGGACAAGCUGCUCAAGGUAUUUCUGGAAAGCUUGGACCACGAAGACUCCUUUGUCUAUCUUUCGGCUAUCCAAGGUGUUGCCCUGCUGUCGGACGCUUUCCCUGAAGAGGUUCUGCCCUCCCUGCUGGCCCGGUAUGAGGGCAGCCCCCAAGGCACAAGGGAAGCAUGGCCAGUGGAGACCAGGAUGAAAGUCGGGGAGGCGCUCAUGCGCAGCACACGGGCUCUGGGAGACUUGGUUUUCUCCUAUCGAGAUCGUUUGGUUCACGUUUUCCUGCGAGGAGCCAGAGAUCCUGAUGUCUCCCUCCGAGCCAGCAGCCUGUCCAACCUAGGAGAGCUGUGCCAGAUCCUUCGCUUUCAGCUGGGCUCUGUGAUCCAUGAGGUGACCUUGUGUUUGGCAGCCAUCGUGAAGUGCGACCGCCAGGCAGAAGUGCGGAGAGCAGCAGUCCAUGUGGUGGUGCUUCUGCUGCGUGGGCUCGGUGAGAGCGCCACAGAGGUGCUCCGGGACGUUCUGCUGGAGCUGUACCGCCUGCUGAAGUUUGUGGCGCGGGGUGAGCGAGACGAGGUCACCGUGCUGCAGGCGCAGCUGGCGCUGGAGGAGCUGGACGCCAUCGUCAGGCGGUUCCUGUUUCCCCCUCAGUCCCUGGAGAAAAAGAUUGUGGUUCUGCCCUAGGGAGGAGAGUGGGGAGGCUAGGAGCCCUUCUGGUCACCACCUUGGCCCCCGACUCGGCCAAGGGCUGCAGGCUGAGGCUCCCGUGGGGAGGGGGAGGGCUGGCGGCCCUGGGUUGAAGAGGGCAACGGAGAGGCUGCUUCUGGGGUGCAGCAAUAAAGGUGGAAAACUUC
This is a messenger RNA of Heteronotia binoei (common prickly gecko), 3416 nucleotides long. It is a transcript of the gene TANGO6, whose product is annotated as transport and golgi organization 6 homolog. The transcript is spliced from 18 exons. The record is from RefSeq and is a predicted model, not a curated record. NCBI's taxonomy places the organism in Eukaryota, Metazoa, Chordata, Lepidosauria, Squamata, Gekkonidae. Gene Ontology annotation, biological process: protein secretion. Bases 1 to 3246 code for a protein of 1081 amino acids.